Lingula anatina is the source of this 3526-nucleotide messenger RNA. RefSeq names its product RNA-binding protein FXR1-like. NCBI's taxonomy places the organism in Eukaryota, Metazoa, Brachiopoda, Lingulata, Lingulida, Lingulidae. Gene Ontology annotation, biological process: positive regulation of long-term neuronal synaptic plasticity; mRNA transport; regulation of translation at presynapse, modulating synaptic transmission. Gene Ontology annotation, molecular function: translation regulator activity; mRNA 3'-UTR binding. The record is from RefSeq and is a predicted model, not a curated record. Gene Ontology annotation, cellular component: cytoplasmic stress granule; neuron projection; nucleus.
ACCAACUCCACGGAGGGCGAGCCCUGUGGCUGGUGGCAAGGACAGGUCAAGAUGACCAAAGGGGAGUUCUAUGUAGUGGACUUCGGUGGAUAUGGGUCAGCCUUUAAUGAAAUUGUGGACUCUGAUAGGAUCAGGCCUGUUAAUAAGAGUCCACCUAUAAGUAAAUCAACAUUUUUUAAGUGCCACAUAGAUGUUCCAGAGGAUCUCGUAGAUGUAUACCAUGAUGAGUCCAUGUUCAGGGACUACAAGAAGGCUUGUGGUACCCCUGUCAUCUACUAUAGCCCUGAAGAACAUGCAUUAAUAGUUAUAGCCCUAAGUGAAGCUACACUGAAAAAAGCAACGCUACUUAGUGAUAUGCACUUUAGAAACCUACGCCAGAAGUUAUUACUCAGGCAAAGAACUGAAGAGGCUGCCAAAAAAUUAGAGAGCACCAGAUUAACCAAGUGCAGUUACAGUGAGGAGUUUUCAGUUCGCGAGGAUCUCAUGGGUCUGGCGAUAGGGACGCAUGGCGCCAAUAUCACCCAGGCCAGGAAUAUCCCAGGGGUGUCUGGGAUAGAAUUGGAGGAGAAGACGUGUACCUUUAGGGUGUUUGGAGAGGAUGAGGAGUCUGUAAGGAAAGCGCGGGGGAUGCUGGAGUAUGCUGAGGAGACCCUACAGGUUCCCAGGGAGCUCAUAGCCAAAGUAAUAGGCAAGAAUGGCAAGAACAUACAGGAGAUAGUGGACAAGUCGGGAGUAGUGAGGGUGAAGAUAGAGGGUGACAGUGAGCAGGCUACCCCACGGCUCGAGGUAACUCACAGCCUUCAGGGACAAGUGCCUUUUGUAUUUGUAGGAACUAUGGAGGCUAUUGCCAAUGCCAGGAUACUGCUGGAGUAUCACUUGGAACACUUGAAGGAAGUAGAACAAUUGCGUCAAGAGAAGCAGGAGAUAGACCAGCAGUUACGGAGUAUUGCAGGCCCGAACCAACCGGGUCCUUAUUUCCCUCCUCCAAGGGAGAGAAGGGGCAGUGAUGACUCGUACCAUAGUGAUCGUGGUGUCCGUGGUCGAGGCGGUUACCGUGGCGGCCGUGGCAGGGGACGGGGACCGAGACGAUGGGCCAAUGAGCGCUAUGCUUCUGGUAAUGAGGUCAAAUUGGGUGAUGAUAUGCAUCACCCUGUCUCUGAUUGGUCAGAAGAUAUUGGCGAUGACCACGACCACCUGUACAACAUGGGGUAUUACACAGACAGCGCUUUACACCAGAAUAGGGGGCGCCAGCGAGGUGGGCGUGGCAGAGGAAGGGGACGAGGGUUGCCUUCUCUGAGAGAAAAUGAUGGGAGAAGAAGCCCGCUCUAUGAAAGGCAUGUUACUUUGGAUGAUGUUGACGACUUCCAUAUUACAUUAUAUAAUGAAGAUCGUGGCAGAGGGGGUGACAGGUUGCGCAGGACUGAUGACGAGGACACAAUUUUAGACAAUCAGUUGGAAGUUUCUAGUGUCACCAGUCAAGACCAAGAGAGUGUUUCUUCAUUGGAUGGUGGAAGAGGGCGUGGCAGGAGACGUAAAAGACGACCUCAGCGCAGUAGAGGUCGCGGUGGGGGAGGACGAGGUGGAGGUUACAAUAGCCAGAUGUCUGGCACAGACACGGAUACAACUCAAGGUUCACGGGCCGGUUCUGCCGCCAAGAACGUUCCCGUUGUUAACACAAAUAGAGGAGGAGGAGGAGAAGGCGCUGGAGGCCAGAGUUUUGACAAUAAACCUCCUAGUGCUCCCUCUGGUGGCCAGGGAGGGACUGGUAAAAAUUCUGAUGCAAUGUCCAAGAAGAGUAGUGCCAAUAGUUACAACAACGAGAGUUCAAAGGGAUCUCAUCCGCCUCCUGCCAACUCAAACGGUACUAGUUCUGGUGGAAAAGAGAACAGUAAGGGGCGAGGGGAUGGUAAGGGCGAGCAGCAACCAAAGAACAAAAACGAUAUGAUGAGAAAAAGUGAGUCGCCCAAACCUCAGAGAGAACAGCGCGGUGGAGGCGGCAGGGGAGGAAAACGUCCCAAUAAUGGCGGCGGUUUGAAAAAUGGCGGCAUCGGUGGUAGUGGUGGGAGUCAGCAAAGCGGCAGUGAGUCGGACGUCAAACCAAAUGGGAAAACAAAUCCCCGUAGUAAUAGUAAUAAUAACAGUAACAAUGCGAAUCUAACUGCUGACAAGGUUGUCAUGGUGAACGGAGAAAAAUGAUCAUUUUGAUGAUGUGAGAAGCUUGAUCUUCUGUUCUCCAUUUAUUGAGUAUGCAUCGGUGUUGUGCUCCUUUCGGAAUGUGGACUUGUUUGAGGUGGGUGUGGAUUAUCGGUGACCCCAACACCUCUGUGACAACAUUGAUACGAAGAGAAUACUUCCCAGUUGAAAACAACAACAGUAGAAAUUUCUUAGACAAAAAUAAAAUUGAAAAAAAAAAAGAAAGAGUGACAAAGACAAUUAAACAGUGUCAAAACUGAGAUUAGCAGUAGCUAUACCACAAAAUAAAAGAACAAAAGGACAAUUAAAGGACUGGAGUUUAACCAACAUGGAAGUUGUCUGACUUUGCCACCAAAGUUAUUUUGUUAUCAUUUAGUCUUGUUUUCAGACUGAAAGAGAACAAGGGUAAUAACCAACUUAAAUGAGAAUACUGUUGUAGAUAUGAUGAGACUGAAAAGUAAUUAAGGUUGUUGAUUUUUUUAUGUGCAGUAUGUAUAGGUAAUAUUCUGUAGUUGUUGAUACCUCAGGUUCUGAAAUUCUCUAUAAUAAUGGACUUUUGGGUGAACUUUACACCUUAAAAAUGAUAAGAAAAAAAAAAAGACGAAAUUUAUAGUUUUGCAUAUGAAGGACUGAAUGAAGUAGCAGCAGUUUUAAUACAUCACAGUUCUUGUUAUUUCAUCAGAAAAGAUUGGUGUUUGAGAGAAUUCAGAUGUGAAAAAUGCAGACAGUGGACGAAAGUCCAGGGUAAAAAGAGAAGAAGAGUUUGAUAAUGAAAUGGCUUCAUUGUUAAAGUAUUGUUAAAAGCUAGUUGUUGAGUUUUUUUCAUAAAUGGAAAUAACUGCUAAGGCACAUGGUGUGACCUGUUAAACUUCUUUUAAAAAGAAACUGGAUUACGAAGCCAUUGCUUGCUUCGUGAACUUGACAGAAGUCACUUUGUUGUACCCCACCCCUCUGCAGUUUGAAAUUUUUUCAUUUAGGUAUUUAUUUUUAUUUAUUUAUAGAUUUAUCAAUUUAUUUUAGGUCUCACCCGAAAGUUACUGAAGUGUAGGUUUAAAGUUUACUAUAUGUAAUUUACAAUCAUGUAAUUUAUUAUAUUAGACAGUCUUGUUUUUUUUUUUACAGAAAUGAGCCUGGACCUUGAGUGUGUUUUCUUUUUGAGAUACUUUGUGUAUCUUACAUACCAAUUAUGUCAUAUUUGUUUCGGGCAUUUAACAUAGUUUUCCUACCACUGUUUACGUAAGGAGAAAUUUUUCUUGUUAACAUAUCUUUUGCAAUUUUGUAUGUACAUUUAUCAAGUAAUUAAAGUCAUGUUAGUCUUUUUUUGCAUAAUUUA